Molecule: messenger RNA, 732 nt
Organism: Cordyceps fumosorosea ARSEF 2679
Lineage: Eukaryota; Fungi; Ascomycota; Sordariomycetes; Hypocreales; Cordycipitaceae
Exons: 3
Coding region: 1-732 (243 amino acids)
Source: RefSeq, a predicted model, not a curated record
AUGGUCAGCACGCGCUCCUCCUCGUCGCGCGCCGGCAGCGCCGCCCCCGAGACGCCCCUCCCCACCACGCCCCCGACGCCCUCCUCCCGCACCAAGCGCGCCGCCUCGCGCAAGUCGCUCUCCUCCUCCUCCAAGGCAUCCCCGCCUCCUGCCGCCGCCGCCGCCGCCGCCGCCGGAUGGUCGCACGCGCCCGACGCCGCUACGUUGCUCUGGCUCGCCAUCUCGCUGCCGCUCGUCGUCUGGGACACGGUCUACGUGCUCGGCCGCCCGCACACGAUGGAGAACGGCUGGCUGCACUGGCCGCUGUGGACGCCGUACCGCCUCUACGGCGAGAUCGACCACGUCUACGGCUGGAAGGCCUUCCACGCCAAGAGCGGCUUCACCGCCGCCCAGGGCGCCCUCAACGCCGUCGAGACCGCCAUGUAUCUGGCCUACGCCUGGCCUUGCCUGACGCGCGAAGGCCGCAGGGCGGUGACGGGGCGCGCCGGCGCGUGGGCGGUCUUGAUCGGCUUUAGCGCCGCCGUGAUGACCCUCUCCAAGACGGUCCUCUACUGGCUCCAUGAAUACUACAGCGGCUUCGACAACAUCGGCCACAAUGACCUGGUCAGCCUCAUCUUUCUCUGGAUCAUUCCCAACGGCGCCUGGCUCGUCGGUUCGACCUGGAUGAUUUACUCCCUCGGCAGCGACAUCCUCCGCGGCAUCGAAGCGGCCUCGCACGUCAAGACCGAGUAA